AUGCACAUCAACGAGUUCCCUGACGAGAUUCUCUCGUCUGUCCUCGACUAUGCUGCUCAGAUGAAUGCCGAAAACGGUGUCAAAUACACCUUUGGUCUUACCCAAGCUCCUCUACCAAUCUCACGAACGCCAUUGACGAGAUAUGUCAGAGGUCCUGUCCAGCCCGAAGCACAACGAUGGGAUGGAGCGUCGACUAUCCGUGGAGUCUGCACAAGAUGGCAUGACUGGGCCAUUCGAAACACCAUCAGAACGGUAUCGAUCAGAAGAUGGCAAGGUUCGGAGAAAUGGGCCGAGAUCCCAACCCGUCGUUCGUCCUAUGGAGCCUACGAGCUCAUGAGUAAGCCCAGAGGCAGCGCAGUGUAUCGUGAUCCCUUUGGCUUCCUCAGGAACGCUGUUAAGUUCUUUUCUCAGUUCCCAGAUGUGGCGGGUGAGGUCCGCCGCAUGUUCUUUGACGGUUUCCACACUGUUGAGACAGACCGCAUGAUCUUCGAUGUUUUGAGAAGCUGCCGUCACCUCACUUCCAUCAGUGUGCCUUGGACACUGCUCCGACACGGAACUGCACAGGACUGGAUUCAUCUGCUUGGUAUCUCCUCCGAAGACGACGUUCCUCUUAGAUCUCUAGAGCUGCGUGCUACAUGUCUGCCUAGUGCGCAGGAAAAGGACUGGUCGGAGGUCGAGAACACUCAUCCUCUCGCAGACCCUCGCGUCAACUUCACGCACCUUAAGCGCUUGAAGAUCUUUGGCAACACGCUUUUGAUGCCUAUCGACGACGAGGACAUGUUCAACAUUGCACGCAGCGCAAACCACCUCGAAGAGUUCCACCUUACCAAUCUCUCCACUGUCACAAUCGCUGGUGUCAUGGCCAUUGUGAACUCCUCGGCAAACACCCUUCGUGUCCUUGAACACUCCCCUCGCUCGGACGAUGGUUUCUUCCACCCACACCCUGGCUACCUCUCCCCAGACACACACGUCUGCGAGUCUCUGGCCUCCUGCCCUCGCCUCAAGGACCUCUCCAUCUCCAUCCCCAGCAUGUGUGCCUGUCUCUUCUCCCACGAAGAAGUGGUCUGGGAAGGCGAAUGCCAAGUCCGCGCCCUCGAACUCUGCGAGCGUGAUGGCUAUCCCAGCACAUCAAACGACUCUCUUCGCGCCCAGCAAGCACAAAAGUCUCGCCGUCUGCGCGAUGUUCUUGCUUCAGCACGCACGCUCAUGCAGAACCAGAAGCGUAAGCGCAAGGAGCUUGAUAUUGAGCUUUUCUUUGCAGACUGCAUCUUUGACCCUGCUGAGCGUGUUGUCCAUGGCGACUUCUCCUUUGCCGAGGUCUCGAGCAAUGGCGCUUGGCCUACCACUUGGGAGGCUUCUGCCAAAGGACCGUAUGGAUCUACCGGUGUCUACGGUAAGACCGAGAGCUCGUGGAUCUGUGUCAGCGAAGACGAGCUCGUUCGCGCUGUGGAGAAGAACUGGUUCAGACUUUGA
Messenger RNA from Aureobasidium vineae, 1473 nucleotides. The record is from the annotation of a GenBank genome assembly. NCBI's taxonomy places the organism in Eukaryota, Fungi, Ascomycota, Dothideomycetes, Dothideales, Saccotheciaceae.